This is a messenger RNA of Aspergillus ibericus CBS 121593, 2358 nucleotides long. RefSeq lists its product as uncharacterized. The transcript has 5 exons. Gene Ontology annotation, biological process: L-arginine biosynthetic process. Gene Ontology annotation, molecular function: L-glutamate N-acetyltransferase activity, acting on acetyl-CoA as donor; protein binding; arginine binding. The coding region runs from base 1 to 2358 and encodes 785 amino acids. Gene Ontology annotation, cellular component: mitochondrial matrix; cytoplasm. The record is from RefSeq and is a predicted model, not a curated record. Lineage: Eukaryota; Fungi; Ascomycota; Eurotiomycetes; Eurotiales; Aspergillaceae.
AUGUCCACCAUCGGCCAACUCUACCAGCUGUCCAAGAUAGAGGAAGACUGUUUGAACCUUGGUCCUGCCUACAAAGACAUCGGCCCUCUCCAUCAAAAAGUCCGCAAGACUCCACUUGCGAAUCCCCUGACUCAGGCAAUCCUCUUUCUUCAGCAGCACCUGACCCAAACCCACAACCCCCUCAAGGGCAGAACCCUCAGCACCAAUGGCCCCAUUCGCGCCGGCGAGCUUCUCAUGGCCGACCUUCCCUAUGCCGUGCUGCCAACCGUGGCCACAGGAAGUGUCGAUGACUUCCUCUGCAGCAACCUGGGCUGCAGUCGCCAGGUUUCCCGUCACGCAAUCAACAGCGUCACUUGCAAAAAGAACUGCUCUCUCGACGUCUGGUGGUGCAACGAGUCUUGCAAAGACGAAGACCAAGCUCGCCAUGACCUCGAAUGCGCCUGGCUGAAAGCCUACAGCUCCAUCCUUCGCCAGGACGUCGGCGAUCACGACUACUACCUCCUCUGGAUCGUCGUCCGACUCCUCGCCACCCGCCACCUCGAAAUCCAAGGCACCACCCCAACCAACAUCCACCAACAUUUCACCUUCCAAGACCGGUUCACCAGCGGCUGGCAAGAAACCAACGUCUUCGAACUCUGUCCAGGCCCUACGGAAAUCCUCCCCGACAGCACUCCCGCCCCCCACCGCGGCACCCAAUACGGUCUCGCCGUCUUCCUCCGCAUCACACUAGCCAACCACUCCUGCGCCCCUAACGUGACACAUCAAGCCGACGACCGUGGUCGAUUGAUGGUAACCGCUCUCCGUGACAUCGCCCCCGGCGAAGAAUGCUGUACCUCUUACUUCGACCUGUCUGAAUACGUUGACUUGCAGGCCCGUCGCAACAAGACGCAGGAGUUGUUCACGUUUACGUGUCAACAUCCCCUCUUCAUCCCUUUCCAACAUGUACAACAAAUACGGCAUUACUCCCCCUCCCACGACCACCAAAUAACGGCUACCCGAUCCACCAUCGCCCAACUCCUUAACCACAUCGACUCCCCGCACACAGCUACCCAGUACCUUACGCAUUUCGCAUCCACCAACCACUCCCAGACUCACCCCUUCGCCGUGAUAAAAGUCGGCGGCGCGAUUCUCACCUCCCAUUUGCAAACUCUCACAUCCACACUAGCGCUUUUCAGUCGCAUCGGGAUAUACCCCGUUAUCGUGCAUGGCGGUGGACCGCAACUGAACCAGAUCCUCGAGAACGCUGGCGUGGAGCCGCAGUUCGAAGAUGGGAUCCGGGUUACAGAUGGGCGCACGCUGGCGAUCGCGCGACAGCUGUUUCUGGAGGAGAAUUUGAAGCUCGUGCAGGCGUUAGAGCGGGUCGGGGUUGCAGCCAGGCCGAUCACGGCGGGAGUGUUUCGGGCGGACUACCUCGAUCAAAAGAGGUAUGGGUUUGUCGGAAAGGUGAGGGGGGUGGAGAAGAACAGCAUUCUAUCCGCAGUCAGGGCAAAGUGCUUGCCUGUGUUGACUUCCAUGGCUGAGACACCGAGCGGGCAGGUGUUGAAUGUAAAUGCGGAUGUGGCGGCUGUGGAAUUGGCGAGGGCGUUGAAGCCGAAAAAGGUGGUUUAUUUGGCGGAGAAGGGCGGAUUGACGCAUGGGUUGACGGGGAGGAGGAUUCAGAGAAUUAAUUUGGCGGAAGAGUUCGAGGAGCUUAUGGGGCAAAGUUGGGUGAAGUUCGGGACGAGAUUGAAGAUCAGGGCUGUGGAGGAGUUAUUGAGGGAGUUACCAGGCUUGGAAAGUGUGGCCAUUGUGCAUCCGGUGGAUUUGCAGAGAGAGAUUUUUGUGGCGAGUGGAGCAGGGACAAGAAUUGAGAGGGGGACGAGGAUUUUGAGCACCACAUCGGCGGAGUUUAGGGAUGAGGGGAGGUUGGUGAAGGGAUUGAGGGAACAGGGGGCUGGGGAUGAUGAGGUGAGGUUUUGUGUGCAGGAGAUGAGGAACAAUCGGCCGUUGAAGAUGUACUUCCAGGAUCCGGAGACCAUGAGCCCAUUGGCGAUUGUGUCGUUUGAGUAUGGAGGUACUCCACGCUUGGUUACAUUUCCGGAUCGCAGUGUGGACGAUGCGGUUGCCGGUGACUUGUUCACUCGGAUCACGAAGGACUUUCCCAAGUUGGUGUGGAAUCUCCCGGAGAAUGAUGGCAGGCUUGACUGGUUCUCUGCGCGCGCCACGGGAAGGUUUCAUCAUGGUGGCUGGGCUAUGCUCUGGUAUGGCUUGAGUCAGCACGAAGCGAGGCAGUUGAUCCUGGGGUUUCAAGAUAACUAUCAGGACGAUCUCCAGGGGACUUCGAGUGCUAGUGCCUAUGGAUACACCUCUCGGGGAUAG